Messenger RNA from Schizosaccharomyces cryophilus OY26, 1579 nucleotides. RefSeq names its product agmatinase 2. Gene Ontology annotation, molecular function: agmatinase activity; metal ion binding. The record is from RefSeq and is a predicted model, not a curated record. Bases 188 to 1453 code for a protein of 421 amino acids. The transcript has a single exon. Lineage: Eukaryota; Fungi; Ascomycota; Schizosaccharomycetes; Schizosaccharomycetales; Schizosaccharomycetaceae.
UGGAGAUAUAAAGUUGGACUGACACCUAUCGACGAUUUCGUAUGUCUUACAAAACUUGUACUAUCAAAAUGGGGUUCAGCAACCAUAAAUAAGCCAUGAAUCUAUCUCGUUGUUGUUCUUUUCAUAUGCUACAACUUUGAAGGAAAUAAUAAGAAAAGAUUUUCGUUGAACUUUCUUGAUUGCAAAGAUGAAGUAUUGUAUAAAUUUUAUACUUCUUUUUGCUCUACUACAAUGCGUAGUUAUUUUUGCCGAAAGAUAUGAAGGUGUUGAAAUGCUACCACAAGUUGAGCAUUAUUUACAACAACCGAUGGAGGAGUCUGAACAAUCACCUUUCCCUGACAGUUUGCGUGCUGAACGUUGGGACUUUGACACUCAAUACUCAAACAUAUUUGGGUUUGCGCACUUGCCACAAACUAAAUGCUUGACGGAUUGGUCUGUAAACUAUGACAUUGCUAUCGUUGGUGUGCCCUUUGAUACUGCAGUAUCUUAUCGACCAGGAGCACGGUUUGGUCCUCGCGCUAUUCGAACUGCCUCCUCUCGACAAACAGCUCUUCGUAGCUUCAAUCCUGCUUUAAAUAUCAACCCCUAUAAAACAAAUACAAAGAUUAUUGACUGUGGUGACAUACCCAUCACGCCCUUUGAUAACAAUUUGGCAUUAAAACAAAUGACAGAAGGUUAUAUUGACCUUUUGUCUCAUUCUGUUGCUACUCCUGCAGAUUCACGCAAUACAAGGACUUCAGCUCUAGCAAAAGAUGGAAAGUUUCAUCCUCGUUUGGUUUCGCUUGGCGGUGACCAUUCAAUUGCUUUAGCUUCACUUAGAGGACUUGGGAAAUUAUACCAAAAUGUGAGCGUUAUCCAUUUCGAUUCUCAUCUUGAUACAUGGAAUCCUUCAACUUAUCAUUCACAUUGGAUGUCAAAGCAAACAGAGUUUACUCACGGCACUAUGUUUUGGCUUGCCAGCCAAGAAGGCCUCAUUAACAAUGGAAGCUCUAUUCAUGCCGGUUUGCGCACUCGAUUAAGCGGAACUGACUACUUUGACUAUGAAGAAGAUAGACGAGUUGGCUUUAUGCUUAUUGAGGCUGGCGAAAUUGAUGAAAUCGGAGUAAAAGGUAUUGUUGAAAGGAUAAAAAAGACGGUUGGUGACAACCUUGUAUACCUUAGCAUUGAUAUCGAUGUGCUUGAUCCAGGUCUAGCACCAGGGACAGGUACGCCUGAAACAGGUGGGUGGACGAGUCGUGAGAUGAAGAGUAUUCUUCGAGCUUUAGAUGGACACCUGAACAUUGUAGGUGCAGAUAUCGUGGAAGUAUCGCCACCGUACGAUGAUCAGGCAGAAAGUACAGCUCUCGCUGCCGCGGACUUCAUCUUCGAGAUUGUUUCAAUUAUGGCAAAAAAUCCUCUUUACGAUCCGGCAAACAUGAAAGAGGUUACAGAAUCCAGUUUCGAGAAGAAGUAGGGUUACUUCAUGCACUUGUAUUCUUCUAUGAAAUGUUUACGAUUUUUUAUGAUUAAGAUCAAGUUAUGUAAAUCCAUAUAUAAUAUAGUACAUCUCCUUGUUAAAGGCAGGUAUGAGCAGUUCUUA